UAAAGUUAGGGACAGACAGCAACAUGGUCGCUGCGUGCACAGCUUAAGUUCUUGCUGUAUGUACAAGAACAUUAAAACUCAUCUGGUGCGCAGUCUGUAUUUCCGUUCAGCUGGUGUUUCCUCCCCUCCCAUUUACUCUACUUACUCUACUUCCCCUUCGAUGUAGAGAGAGAGAGAGAGAGAGAGAGAGAAAGAGAAACAGAGCACACUUACCAGUUUGUACUCCUGAAACACAUGUCUCAACAGGACGAGCGUUACACGAGAAGAAUAAGUGCAAGGUAGGCUGACUCACACCUUCACACUUCUGUCAAAAUGUGCCUGAAACUAUGAAUUUUCUAAAUCUGGUGUUAAUUUUACAUUUACAUUCACGCUGUGUAACAUAUAACGGUUUACACUUUCAGUUCAUCAGGUCACAUUCUACACAUUAUUACUGUAACUCCUAAAUUGUGGCCUAAACACUUUGCUUAUGAGACUGCAUAUUUUUCUUUCACGUGUUUGUGUAGUACAAACAGAUCACACACACAUGUUUAUCGGAGCCAUGUUUUAAUGCUGUUUCUCUACUUUUUUUUUUUCCAAAAACGCCUGCUGAGACACAAAAACAUGACACAGAAAAGAGAUAAUAUCUCACCAUAUUCCGGCCUGGUGGGUAAUUUUAGCUUGCUUGGGGGAAAAAAGGUGCUUUAUUUAUUUAUUUAUGAACAAGGAAAUUCUGAGGAACGUUUAUGUACAAGAAGUACGAAUGGGAGGAGACAGAUGACAUUUAACCCAAGAUUACAACAAGAAGAAAGCCCUAGGGCUGUUUUCAAUCCUCUGUGCACGGAAGGACGUAGAAGUUUAUGAAAAGGGGCCAUGUCACACUGCGAGAGUUUCUGUUUGGUAGAGAGAUGAAACAAAAUAAAAAGCAAGGGGGAAUUUCCUGUACAAAUGUGACUGUUAGAUUUUGGUAAACAACAGCAGUUCUCAUCUCAUCUCAUCAUCUCUAGCCGCUUUAUCCGGGCAAGCUGGAGCCUAUCCCAGCUGACUACGGGCGAAAGGCGGGGUACACCCUGGACAAGUCGCCAGGUCAUCACAGGGCUGACACAUAGACACAGACAACCAUUCACACCUACGGUCAAUUUAGAGUCACCAGUUAACCUAACCUGCAUGUCUUUGGGGGAAACCGGAGCAAACCCAUGUGGACAAGGGGAGAACAUGCAGACUCCAUACAGAAAGGCCCUCGCCGGCCACGGGGCUCGAACCUAGACCUUCUUGCUGUGAGGCGACAACGCUAACCACUACACCACCGUGCCGCCCAACAGCAGUUCUUUUUAUUAAAAAAAAAAACACCACUAAAUGACUGGUGAUCAUCAUACAGUAUGUGCAAUAUUUGUGUUUGGACCUUCUUCAGUAACAGCAGCAUAGUAACAACAGCAGAGCUCACAGUUCUAUGGAAGUAAGAUUCCGUGGAAAUACUAAUUACCACUUUUGAGUGAACAAAUGAUUAAAAAAUGUUGCUGUUUGAUAGCUAUAACCCAACAUUCCCUUGAUUUUCUUGCCUUUCUAGAUGUUGCAGCAUGUUCACUGCCUCAUUUAGCGCCAUAGAAUUAUUGUAUUAUUUCCCCUAGUGGUCAAAAAUGGGAACUGCAACACACUUAUAGAGGCCCACUGGGGCAGGAAUCAUGGUGCUCCAUGCUUACUCUAUAUGAACAUUUUCAGUGGUAGAGAAGCAGCAGAGAGUACAGUUAAUGACAGGAUUGCCAAGAUCUUGUUUUAUAGCAAAUCUUCUUCUUCUUCUUCACCAUCUUUUGGCUACUCCCAUACAUUUGAGGUCACCACAGAGGGUCUGCUCCGCAUAUUUUACCUGACAUAGAUUUUACACCGGAUGCUCUUCCUGACGCAACACCCCGUCUAUCCGGCGGCCGCCGCAUUUCACGAAAAUCACUUCUUCUCUCUCAAUUCUUCACUGAUUUUUAUUCUUUUUGGCAGGAAGGUAGGUCUGCCUGGGGUGCAUAUAGCUUCCACCCAAAUUUGCAUAAUUGCAAUUAAUAAUGAAGAUCUGGAGUAAUUAAGCCCUUAUGAGCAGUUUCCAUACAAAUUGCUUCUUCUCCUUCAAUUCUUCAAUGAUUUUGAUUCUUUCUGGCAGGAAGGUAGGGGAACCUAGGAUGCGCUUCUACUCAGAUUUGCUUGAUUACAAUUAUCAAUGAAGUUAUGGACUAAUUAAGCCUUAAUGAGCAGUUCAACAAAAAUAAUUUCUUCUUGGUCAAUCCCUCGCCGUUUUGGAUUCUUUCUGGCAAAUAGGUCGGUAUUCCUAGGGUGGUUAUAGCUUCUAUAUAUAGCUUGCAACAUUUAUUGCGCAAGGUGGCCCACUUUAGACCGUUCCUUCUGGACUAGACGGGGCCGGAGUGAGCUACGCCAUCAUUGACAGUCUUGUUAAUGAUACUAGUACACUGGUGACAAAGGUGCUGCGAGUGUAACUCUGCACUCUCUCACUGGUACUAUGAAAGAGAUGGACAGUAUUUCUGCAAAAAGGACUACUGGGCUCGUUUUGGAGAACAGUGUUGUGGAUGCUCAGAGAUUAUCACCACUGGUGUCAUUAUGGUGGUGAGAGAGUGCAAGUAUCAUUCGGAAUGUUUCAUCUGUGAACACUGCAACAUGUUCAUUGGAGAUGAGGAUUCAUACGCUUUAGUGGAGCAUUCCAAAUUAUACUGUGAGCACUGUUAUUAUCAGCAUGCAUCAGGGAGGCAUCCAGGGGCAGGAUGUUCCAGGCAUCCUCAUACUGUCGCGCUGGUGUCAUUUCCUCCUUCAGCAGAGAGCAGGAGAAAUCUCUCAUUCACUGUGGAUCAGUGCCCUGUCAAUGGAAACAGCCCCAUUAUCAAAGUAUCUCAGUUAGAUACAUCCAAGACCAGUCCUGAAAUUAAGGAAAUGAUUCACGUUGGAGACACUGUACUUGAAAUCAAUGGAAUCUCAGUCCAAAACAUUCCACUCAAUGAGAUUGACUCCAUGAUCCAUGACAUUGAGCACUGCCUGAAACUCACUGUUGAACACAACCCUGAUGGACUUCCUAGUCAGGAGGAUCAAUCUUGCCUGGACGAAGAAGCAGACCAACCUGGGAAAUUAGACUUCUUCCCGCUUCACAACUACAACAUCCGCCAUCGCUCCAAACAUGUGAUGCGCAGCUGUAGCAUUGAAAAAAGCCCAUGUUCACAAAACCACUUGCUGCUGCUCUCUCACCGAAGGAACAUUAAUCGCUCUGAAUCUCUGCAUGUCGAUCCAGUUGACAAAACACAGCGCAUUUUCCGUCCUUGCGACCUCAUAUACGGGGAGGUUCUUGGUAAGGGCUGCUUCGGUCAAGCCAUCAAGGUGACACAUCAGCAAACAGGCGAGGUCAUGGUGAUGAAGGAGCUUCUUCGUUUUGAUGAAGAAACCCAGGCAACGUUUCUCAAGGAGGUAAAAGUGAUGCGUUGUCUGGAUCACCCAAAUGUCCUGAAGUUUAUCGGAGUUCUUUACAAAGACAAGCGAGUAAACUUCAUCUCGGAGUAUGUGCCUGGAGGGACUCUGAGGGAAACCAUACAGAAAAUGGGCAGUGAUCAUCCAUGGAAACGAAGAGUGAGCUAUGCAAAGGAUAUUUCUGCAGGAAUGGCCUACCUGCACUCCAUGAAUGUGAUCCAUCGAGAUCUGAACUCUCACAACUGCCUUGUCAGAGAGAACCAUUCUGUGGUAGUGGCAGACUUCGGGUUGGCCCGACUCCUGAAGGAGGAUAAAUCUGAGACAAAGAAUUCUUCUCCUGAGCAAGCAUCAAAGCUGAGUAAGUCACAGAGGAAAAAAAGAUAUACAGUGGUGGGGAACCCAUACUGGAUGGCACCCGAGAUGAUCCGAGGUAUUAGCUAUGAUGAGCGUGUUGAUAUCUUCUCCUUUGGAAUCAUUCUCUGUGAGAUUAUCGGACGAGUGUAUGCUGAUCCGGACUAUCUCCCUCGCACUAUGGAAUUUGGACUAGGUGUCAAGGAAUUUCUAAAGUGCUACCAUCCAGCAGAAUGUCCGUCAGCCUUCUUUCCUCUUGCAGCUCUUUGUUGUGAUACAGAAGCUGAAAAACGACCUUCAUUUGUAAAGCUAGAAGAAUGGCUAGAGAGCUUGCUGAUGCAUCUGGAGAUCAAACUUCCUCUAAUCUCAGAACUGGAUAAGUUGCAUAAAGCUUUUUGGGAAACGCACAGCAAACUUCAGCAUGAAAAUGGUUUCCAGUCCGAACAAAAAGAGAGGCGAGUGUCAAAUCAGGAGUGAUAAGCUGUGGACAAGCUAAAAACAAACUGUGAAGGAACAAUUUGUUCAUGGAUGUGGUCAUUUCAGGACAAUCUGUGGUCAUUUUUAAUGACUAUUUUUAAUGUAGCAAUUGAGUUUAGCAAUAAUAAGGAUGCCUGUAAAAUAAAUAAAUACUGAUGAAAAUUAGGCAAAUACUGGAAGCUCGCAGGGUUUUUGUCUGGUCAAUGUCCUAAUUAACUUAUAAAAAUGUGAAUCAUUGUAUAAUACCAGGUACAAACUGGUUAAUAUAAUGUAUAGUUUUCUUUUCUUUUUUUUUUAAGUUAGUUAAGAUCUACACAUAAUUAAAUAAACAAUGUGUAGCUAUUUCAAGUGCAGAUUUUUUUAAACCUCUCUUAAGCUUUCUACCAUGGAUAAAUUCUUCAAAGAUUUUAUGACCCUGAAAUAAAAACCCUUUUCAAAUCUUCAGAAA
This is a messenger RNA of Neoarius graeffei (lesser salmon catfish), 4702 nucleotides long. RefSeq names its product LIM domain kinase 1b (gene limk1b). Gene Ontology annotation, cellular component: nucleus; neuron projection; cytoplasm. NCBI's taxonomy places the organism in Eukaryota, Metazoa, Chordata, Actinopteri, Siluriformes, Ariidae. Bases 2575 to 4254 code for a protein of 559 amino acids. Gene Ontology annotation, molecular function: ATP binding; protein binding; protein serine/threonine kinase activity. The record is from RefSeq and is a predicted model, not a curated record. The transcript is spliced from 15 exons. Gene Ontology annotation, biological process: protein phosphorylation; positive regulation of stress fiber assembly; actin cytoskeleton organization.